AUGAGCGAAUCCGGCGCCAAAUCCAGCCAGCCCCUGGCUUCCAAGGGGGAGAAGGAUGUGGCGGAGAAGAGGGGCCGGGGGCGGCCCAGGAAGAAGCCGCAGGAGCCCAGCGAGGCCCCGACCCCCAAGAGACCCCGCGGACGGCCGAAGGGCAGUAAAAACAAGGCCACCCCGAAAGGCAGGCAGCAGGACGAGGAGGAGGUGAACAUUUCCCAGGAGUCAUCCGAGGAGGAGCAGUGA
This is a messenger RNA of Charadrius vociferus (killdeer), 240 nucleotides long. It is a transcript of the gene HMGA1, whose product is annotated as high mobility group AT-hook 1. Gene Ontology annotation, biological process: regulation of DNA-templated transcription. The transcript is spliced from 3 exons. The record is from RefSeq and is a predicted model, not a curated record. NCBI's taxonomy places the organism in Eukaryota, Metazoa, Chordata, Aves, Charadriiformes, Charadriidae. Gene Ontology annotation, cellular component: chromatin; nucleus. The coding region runs from base 1 to 240 and encodes 79 amino acids. Gene Ontology annotation, molecular function: DNA binding; transcription coregulator activity.